UUACUUUUGAAAGCACUUCUAAAGAGUGAUCGACGGACAAAGAUUGAGGGAGGGAUAAGAAUAGAGUGUGGAAGCCAGAUUGGAGCAGAGAGAAAAACUGAAGAUGGCUACUUGAGGACGAUUAAUGGAGCUUUACCCAGGAAUCAUGCACCUCUGCCAUCAUGAGCUACAGAGGAUGUGAUGCCAUACCAUCCAGAUAAAGAUGCUCUGAAGACCCAGGGAAUGCAUGGACGUAUGGAGAAACUGAAAGAGGCAGAAAGACAUAAAGAAAGUGAUGAUGUGGAUGGAUUUGGGAGACAAUUUGCAGAUGCACUGGUUAGCCACCAGAAGGCAGCAGACAAACAUAAAUUCCACAGUGUGGGUCAUCAGAAAAAGAAGCUGAAGGUGCGUCCAGUAGCAACAUUAGGGAAAGGCUUUCCAAAAUCUAGAGGGCCUCAUAUUCAGGAUCUGUUCAGUGACCGCCCUGAUAAAACUCCCAUGCAGGAGGAGCGAGGCAUUGCAGGUGGAGGCCAGUCACCGAUGGAGGUGUUGAAACAGACUUUGCAGUCGUUCCCCGUUCCUGAUAAACUCAAUUGGGGGUCCAAAGAAGGAGACAAAGAUGAAGUCUUGGAGAAAAGUUGGACUGACCUAGUGCACUCUCACAAGACAAUGCCAAAGACCCAGAGACACCAGCAGGAGGCGCUGUGGGAACUCCUUUAUACCGAAUUCAUCUACAUCAGCAAACUUACCAUUAUCACUGAUCUUGUUCUUGCUGCACUGGAGCAUGUUCAUCGGCACGGAUUUCUUAAUGAGGUUUCGUCUGCCCAGCUCUUUUCUAACAUACACUCCAUCCUCGAUGCCCACAGACGCUUCUGGCUUGAAGUGAUGUACCCUAUGUUGCAGAAUGUCAGAUUGACUGGCCAACCUUUUGACCCUUUAAAGCUUGAGCCAGGAUGUUUGCAAUUUGCAGAUCGUUUCUCUGCAUAUUUGGAUUAUUGUUGGGAGGAGGAGAGAAAUCUGGAGUUCACACGCAGACAGCAGGAAAUAAACCCACACUUUAACAUUUUUCUUAUGUGGGUGGAGACUCAUCCCCAAUGUGGGCGAAUGCGGCUGGGUGACAUGCAGGCAAAGCCCCACCAAAGGAUCACGAAGUACCCCCUACUUUUAAAGGCCAUCCUGAAGACUACACAGGACUCAUAUACACAGCAAACACUCAACAGCAUGAUAAACAGUGUCAGUCAGUUUCUGGACAGCAUCAAUGACUACUUGCUUUUUAAGGAUGAUGAGCUGGCACUUUUUGCUAUGUCCCAAAAGAUAGAGGGAUAUGAAUUACAUGGGAUGAGUGAAGAAAUAGAAAAGCACAUGCAGGAGUUCUGCCGCUUCGAUUUAACUACCCCUAUACGGGGUACAGAACCCAAGGUCAUACGCAAGCUUAUAAUGGGAGAGACCCUGAAGGUCAGAGGAAGGAAGGACAGUAAGCUGGAGGUGGUGGUGCUGCUGUUUACUGAUGUGCUACUGCUGACCAAAACCCAGAAGAAAUCAGACAAGCAGAAGGUUGUGCGCCCCCCACUGUCCCUGGACAGAAUCCACUGUGCAGAACUUAAGGAUGGCUACUCUUUUGUCUUGAUGGAGGUGAGUGAUCUUGGCUGCCCUGUCAGUGUGUACAGCGUUUCGACUCACAGCCCAGAAAGCUGUGCAGUAUGGAUCACUACAAUCCACCAAGCCCAGGAAGCCUUGCAGUCUUUACGAAAAAUAGAGACAGGAGAACCUGAGGAGCUUCGUGAUCAGAUUCUAGAGGAGUCAGAAUACAGAAUACUUCCAGUCAAUUUACCGAACAUCACUGACACAGAAGAACAGUUAAAGUACAAAAGUCAUUUUUCUACUCUUAGGUUUACAACUGUACAGUUAGACAGAGAAGAGGAAAAUUUGCAUAAACAGCAUGUUCAUUCCCAAUUUUUGAGCAAAAAAAUGCAAAACGGAGACCAAAAAUUUAAUGACAAACACAACACGACAAAAGAAACUGAACGGAGAGACAGAGGUAAAAACGGACAUUGUGAAAGUAAAAGGGACAUUGUGAAUAAUCUGACAAUUGAAAGACGGGUAACAUGGAAUCACAAAGUGCAAUCACAAAAAAAGUCCAAUGCCUUCCCACAACAAGACUCAUUCGUCAAUGAGACCAACAAAUCCACUGGUCCACAUAAUCUGUUAGUUGGUGAAUUAAGGGAAAACAAGUUGCCAACCAGUGGACAGUUUUUAUUACCAAGUAAAUUUACACCAGCCGAGUCUGCAAUCAUUGUUGGACAGCAGCAGUCCCAGAAACCAGAUCUGCGGCAGGAUUCUUGGUCUCACCAGUCAGGUGAUGAAAACGAACCUCUUUCAGAUUCAUGGACAUUCACGAGAAUAUUAAAUUCUCCAAGGUUACGAAGGAAACGUCCCAUGAAUUCUCAGCCGUCUGCUCCACUCCAGGGCCCAAGGAGAAUGUCAGCUGAUGGAGGCUCCUCCAACUCAGUCUCAGAUUCUGAAGAGAACCAUAAUGUUCGCAGACCCUCCAAUACAUCUGUCAAAACCGAGGACCACCUGGUGCUUAAGAUGGCUUCUGUAAAGCAGAACCGAGGUGCGUUCUGGAAUGUUCCUUAUGAGAGGUCAUCAGAUUCUGAGUCUGAACUGCCAAAAGGGACACAUAAUAAGAACUUCCAUCAGAAAAUACCCAAAAUUAAACCCCAGAGGAGUGAAUCCUUCCCUGAGAUAAAGUCCUCCCCUCUGCAGGGCCUACUAAAUAGGGCCAUGGAGCGGGAGAGGGAGCGUGGAAUAGCAAAAAUAGAGGGGAAACAUUUAGAAAAGACUUCUCUUCAAAGUUCCAACACUGACUGCACCACACUGUCAUCAUCACCAAGAACAGGAGAGAGCAAGCCAGAGUUGGUGAUAUUUGGAUCAAGAUGGUUUGGCCCUCAUAAAAGGACGGAAACCAGCGUGGACAGCAGUGACAAUGACAGGAAAAACAGACCUGUCACGCCACUGGGUGUAACUGUGGACUGGCCAGGCUGGUGCUUCGAUGAUGAGGAUGUGCUGGAGUUCACAGAUCUUGAUGAUGAAACAGACUGGUUUAAACAGCCCCUAUCUAAGGCAGAGCUCCGGAAAACACCAAGACAUAGUGAUGCAGAUUACAGUGAGGUGUAAAGCCACAGACAUUUUGUUCUUUUGUUCCUUGUAAUGACAGAAACUGCUGAAAUCUGCAGCACGUGUAGUAAGAUAUAGCUACCUCGGGGGCAGAAUGUUGUAAAUAACCCAGAAUUUGUAUUUAUUGUAUUAUAUCUAGUAAAAAGCAUUUUUCUCAGGUUUCACAGAUGUUCAUUCUUUAUUAUAAGUAACAAAAAAAAAAUCAGUGCACUGUCAUUAUUAGUCGAGGUGCAGUGAAGGCAAAAAUAAUUGAUGUGGUGCAGUUUUAAAUGCAGACAAAUUAAUUUCCAGGCAAUAAUCUCACCUCAAAUUUUUAUACUUUUCAAUGGACAGAUUAAUUACACGGCUUCUUUUUUUAGGCUGCGCUGUAGACUUCUUCCAACCAUACAAAAUGCAUACUAAAAUAAUUUAGUCAAACAAGGUUCACUUUCUUUUUAAUUGCCAUAUCUAACUUUUUUUAAUUUCACUUUUACUAUCAUUCACACAUUUCCCAAUAGACACAUGGCCAAAAGAUAUUUUUUUUUUAUUAAUUUCAGUAUGUGGCAACUACUAGUUAACUACAAUGUUAUGUUUUUAUAUAGUUAACAAGGCUCUCAGACAUGAGAUGAAUGCUUUCCUGAGAAUGAUGCAUGCAAUAUGCUGUAAUACAGUAUAAUGUAAUUUAGCAGCAAAAGGUGUAUAGUUGCACACAGUCUUACCCGAGUGACUCUGCACGCAAGCUGGAUUCUUCAGAAUAUGAUGUAACUACUGCUGCCAAAAAUUUGAUGGAAAAAGGAAAUAGCCAGUUUCUUAUUUUGACUGUGAUGUGAAUAUUUUCUUAUAAAAGGCCCACCUUUUGCUUUUAACUGUCUCCAACUUCUUGUGCCCCACCUACUCAUUUUCCUCCACCCAGUUUUGUUCUAACUCUGUUAGAGAGCUUGGCCAGUUUUUACUCAUUUUUCUAGACAUAUGUGUUAUAACUAUAAGAAUUUGUGCACUGCUUUUUUUAAAUCAGGUCUGAAGAUUGAGAAAGUCAUCACAAGCUGUUUUUCUAUUAGAUUUGUCUCAUGUUAAGGAAUAGGUUCUUGUAGCAGGAUGCACUACUUCAUUUUUAAGCUGUUUGUAGAUUAAUCCAGUUACUGUAUGUAAUAUGAAAAUUUUUGCACUCAGUUAUAAGGCCUAUGUUAUAUGAUGUAACUAUAUUUAUGUGAAUAUGUAAAAAUGUAUACAGUCAUGAGUCUGGAGUCAUGUAGUGUGAAUAAAGUAGACCAAAUCAUCA
Tachysurus fulvidraco (yellow catfish) is the source of this 4414-nucleotide messenger RNA. It is a transcript of the gene plekhg6, whose product is annotated as pleckstrin homology domain containing, family G (with RhoGef domain) member 6. The coding region runs from base 181 to 3156 and encodes 991 amino acids. Gene Ontology annotation, cellular component: plasma membrane; axon; endocytic vesicle. Gene Ontology annotation, molecular function: guanyl-nucleotide exchange factor activity. Gene Ontology annotation, biological process: endothelial cell migration; Rho protein signal transduction. The transcript has 15 exons. NCBI's taxonomy places the organism in Eukaryota, Metazoa, Chordata, Actinopteri, Siluriformes, Bagridae. The record is from RefSeq and is a predicted model, not a curated record.